CUGUGAAACUACAUGGAAACUACAGAAAAGUUAAAAAAAUUCGAUGUGUGUUCACCCAUACCGGAGGCGCAUCAUCGCAAAGCUUCCUUAAAAUACUCAGAGGUUGAUAUCUGGCUGUAACUACGAGUACGUCUUUAACAGUUGGGUUAAGAUGUUUACGGAAGGAACGGUUAAGGAGGAACACCAGUGCGACAGUAGCGCCAGGAAACAACCCAAAGAGUUAUCGGAUCAAGGUUGGGCACCUGCUGCUGAUCCACUCAUACAACAACCAGUACUAGUGGACAGUGAGGACAUAACUGACAGCGAUUCUGUUAGUAAAGAUAGCUGCAUAAUACACACGAGUCUUAACAAAUUAAAACAGGAGUACAAUGGAGACACUGACAGGGAUAACAGGGCAUCUGACAAUGGUAGCGAGUCUGAAAAUGCAGACGUCCACAUUACUAGAGAGCGGAUUUCAGGUUUAUAUACGUUUUUUGCGCUCUACUAA
Leguminivora glycinivorella is the source of this 487-nucleotide messenger RNA. RefSeq lists its product as uncharacterized. The coding region runs from base 152 to 487 and encodes 111 amino acids. The transcript has 3 exons. Lineage: Eukaryota; Metazoa; Arthropoda; Insecta; Lepidoptera; Tortricidae. The record is from RefSeq and is a predicted model, not a curated record.